Molecule: messenger RNA, 305 nt
Organism: Glycine soja
Lineage: Eukaryota; Viridiplantae; Streptophyta; Magnoliopsida; Fabales; Fabaceae
Product: heavy metal-associated isoprenylated plant protein 37-like
Exons: 3
Coding region: 1-303 (100 amino acids)
Molecular function (GO): metal ion binding
Source: RefSeq, a predicted model, not a curated record
AUGUCAACAAGUGAUUACGAGUUAAUAAAGAUUGAGACGUUUGUUCUUAAAGUACGCAUGAACUGUCAAGGAUGUAUCAACAAAGUAAGGAAAGUACUCCAAAAAGUUGAAGGUGUCUGCAAAGUAGAUAUUAAUGCAGAAGAGCAGAAGGCAAUUGUCACAGGCAUUGUCGAUCCAUCCACUUUGGUCCAGAAGUUAGUCAAAUUUGGAAAACAUGCAGAGAUAUGGAAAGCAGGACACAACGGUCAUCAGGACAAUAACCAAACUCAAAUAAUAAACGGUCCUAGUGACUCUGAAAAUUAGUA